AUGGCCUCACGAGCGCUCCUGCCAAAGCUCCUGCUCCUCCUGCUCCUGCUCCUCCUGCUCCUGCUCCUCCACACCUGCGCAGAGACGACGACCUCAUCGCCCCCCUCCCCUCCGACCACGCCCCCCUCCCCUCCAACCACGCCCCCCUCCCCUCCAACCACGCCCCCCUCCCCUCCAACCACGCCCCCCUCCCCUCCAACCACGCCCCCCCGCCUCUCCACCACCACCACCACCUUCACGCAAAACGAAACUCCAACCGCGACUUAUCUGCGGUCCUCCCCUCUCACCUCCGCCCCACCGCCUCAAACCUCCACCCGGAGCCCUGACCCUGGGACCGCUCCAUCACUGGCCUCCGCCCCACCGACCUCCCCCGGCAACACGACAGACAAGCCCCAAGCCUCCACCCAGAGCCCUGACAACGGGACCGCCACAACUCCACCUGGGUCCACCUACACCCAGGACAUAAGCCAAACCAGCCCAACCACCAACUCCACCAGCCCGGAGAGCUGGCAGUCGGGCCUGGAGCACAGCCCUGGUCUGGUGUCUGUGCUGGUUCUCUUCUGCCUGGUGGUGGCGCUGUGUCUGGUGGUGCUGCUGGUGCAGUGUGUCCAACACAUCAGAUCCAUGUCCCGCUUUGAGAGGCUCCAUGACGUCCCUAUGGGCCCAGUGAAUGAAGAGUCUCCGUUCGCUCAUUUCUCUAAAUGACACUCGUCUAAUGUCGCCUGAAGGAGAAACAACCAAAUCUGCACAAAACGCCAGUCCUGGUUUAGUCCUGCUUCAGUCCUGGUUUAGUCCUGGUUCAGUCCUGGUUU
Molecule: messenger RNA, 812 nt
Organism: Periophthalmus magnuspinnatus
Lineage: Eukaryota; Metazoa; Chordata; Actinopteri; Gobiiformes; Gobiidae
Exons: 4
Coding region: 1-705 (234 amino acids)
Source: RefSeq, a predicted model, not a curated record